Molecule: messenger RNA, 1649 nt
Organism: Alexandromys fortis (reed vole)
Lineage: Eukaryota; Metazoa; Chordata; Mammalia; Rodentia; Cricetidae
Product: leukocyte immunoglobulin-like receptor subfamily A member 3
Exons: 5
Coding region: 147-905 (252 amino acids)
Cellular component (GO): plasma membrane
Source: RefSeq, a predicted model, not a curated record
UCCACUUUCUGUUUUGUACUGGGUGUCCUCAUCCUGACAGCAUUCCGCGCUACAGUUUGUUCUAUCCCGUAGCUGUGUCCCACUGUGCAGACUGUAUCACCAGUUCUGUGUUCUGUUUCUGUGGAGAUCGGGCAUGAGACACUGCCAUGUUCCUUGGAGCUGCUCUUCCUGGACUUGUGUUUUUAAUGGUGCAGAGGACCUGGGCACAGUAUGGGCCACCACCUCAGCCUUCCAUCUGGGCAGUUCCAGGAGCUGUGGUUUCCAAAGGUAGUGAUGUGACCAUCUUCUGCAGGACCCUUCCAGGAGUGACCACUGUGCGUCUAGCCCGUCUUGCACCCAGUACUGUGUGGUAUGAUGGUACCCCACAGGGAGCCCCGGAGGUGUUUGAAUUCAGUCUGAAGAAUAUAACACAGAGUAAUGCUGGGGUUUACUUCUGUGCAUACUUUAAUGGAAGUCAAUGGUCACGAAAUAGUAAAAAUCUGGAGCUGGUGAUGACAGGUGUUUACAGUGAGAAGCCAUUCCUUACUGCUGAUUCAGGACCUCAGGAAAUCUCAGAAAGAAAUAUGACUCUCCUCUGUCACACACAUCUUUCCUUUGACAUCUUCAUCCUCUGCAGAGGUGGAAGUGCCUCCUUUCCCCAGAGCUGCUCACGUCAGGACCACAGCACAUUCCUCAUCUCCCCUAUGAGCCCUGGGAACAAAAGGACCUACAGAUGCUUUGGCUCUCACAAACAAACUUCCUACUUGUGGUCACUGCCUAGUAAUCCACUUGAGUUUUCAAUUCCACAAUCUUCUACAUCAGAUUGCAGAUUAGAGAAUUACUUCCGGCUCAUCCUGGCUAUCGUCAUCCUGUUAGGUCUCGGGGUUCUACUGCUGUAUGCUUACAACAGCAGAGAGAGCCCAUGAUGCCUUCAGAGAGUCCUAACCUGAGAGCCUAGCUACCUUUUCCUACACUUCAUCAAUGUUGGGGGGAGGGAGCUGCUUGUUGGUUUCCAGCUGCUUAGUCCCGAAAUAACCACACAGAAACUGUAUUAAUUAAACCACUGCAUGGCCCAUUAGCUCUAGCUUCUUAUUGUCUAACUCAUAUAUUAAUUUAACCCAUUUCUAUUAAUCUCUGUAUGGCCACGUGGCUGUAGCUUACCAGCUAAAGUUCGGGCAUCUGUCUCCUGCGGGGGUACAUGGCAUCUUUCAGACUCAACCCUUCUUUCUCCCAGCAUUCCAUUUGGUUUUUCCCACUUACUUCUGUUCCCCUAUAGCUUUGCUAUAUGCAUAGAGCAGUUCCUUUAUUAACCAGUGACAUUCACAGCAUACAGAGGGGAAUCCCACAUCACAUCACAAUGCUGACGAUAAAGACUCUAAAAGGAGUUGUAAUUUCUCUGCUGAAUAUUCAGUGCCUGGAGAUGUGGUACAAUACCUGUGAUAUGACUGGAAUUUCAUAAUUCUUUGUGUGGUGUUUGUAGGAGAAAUCUCCCAAGCAGCAGAUUCCCAUUUCUUGCUUUGGUCUCCUGUGGGACAUCUUUGUGUGCCCAUCCCUCAUUUCUCAUUUCUCUGCAUAUAAUUAUCUUCCUCUUCAUUCUCCGUUAUCCUGUGGAUAUGCUACUUUGGAAUGUGAAUGAAUUGCAUUGCUGACAUGAGCAUAUCCAUGCCAUA